CUUCGCCGCUACGUUAACGGGAGGCUCAUUGGGGAUCCCUUUGAAUUCACUGACUUCGCUCCGAGAAGUUUCCAGUUCGAAGAUUUCGCAAUCACAUCAAGUGAUACGACUGGAAUAUAUUACUACUUCGAAGAAACUGGGUUAUGCAAGAGUCAUGCAUCUUAUAAACUCACCAUUAACGAUGAAAUUAUUGACGCGGUUGCUGACGUCCAAACUUUCAAGGCUAUGACCAUCACCACGUGCAUGGACGUGGACUACGAACUCGUUCGAUACGUCGAAGGGGCACCGUAUGGAGACGAAGUCCAACUCUCAAGUUUCGUCCCCCAAAAUUUCGACUUCAUGAACUUCAUGACGUCGUCGGACAAUACUGGCUACACCUACUCAUUUGACGAGUCCUGCUUGUGCAAAGAUCGCGCCACUUACACCCUCACAAUCAACGACGAAACGAUUGAUGUAAACUACGGCGAAACAGGGCACAUCGCCAAGACGUUCACAGCGUGCAUUCCUGUCGUGACGUUCACACUGCGCCGUUACGUGGAGGGCGUUGAGUUCGGAGAAACGGAAAUCAUAACUGACUUUGCCCCUCAAAAUUUCAAUUUCCGCGAUUUCGAAGAAUCAUCGGGCAACACGGGCUAUAAUUACUACUUCGAUGACGAUGGCCUGUGCACUAGCUUGACCAAUUACGAACUUUCCAUCAACACCGACACCUUUGAUGUGACGCGCGCCCAAAACGGCUUCAGGUCGCACACCUUCACGCAGUGCGAAGAAAACGUCCAAUUUACGCUUCGCCGCUACGUUAACGGGAGGCUCAUUGGGGAUCCCUUUGAAUUCACUGACUUCGCUCCGAGAAGUUUUUCCUUCGGGGGCAGCCUACAACUCAGCCCUGACGGGACUACCGGAUUAACUUACCAGUUCACAGAAAAUGGCCUAUGCACGUCCCACGCCACGUACAGAAUCACUAUCGAUGGAACAACGGUUGAUGCUACAGCUGGUUCUCCUAUACCUUAUUCCAUCAGCAACAUGAAUUGCCGAUAUUUCGACGCAGAGGUCAUUCGUUAUGUUGAUGGAGUCGAAGAUGACAAUCAUGUGUCCAGCUCAAUUUUCCUUCCUCGAGAUGAGCAAUUCCUGAACGCGGCAGUCACUCUUACUGAAAACGCAGUGAAUGUCUUGUUCGAUGAGCAAGGUAUUUGUAGUGCAAGCUUCAUAUACGACCUAAAACUUGUACUGAACGAUAACACACAAUUUUUCACCGUAACUCCGGGGAACACAUUUACAAGAUCUGCAACAUUGUGCGAUACUGUGGAAGUACAUAUUGUUCGCAAGCUGGACUCGCAAGACUUUGGGGAUAAAUACGACUACACUGGAGGAAGAAUUCCAGGAGAGCACGACUUCGAUUUCUCGAGCUUCAGAGUGGAUCAGCGGGAAAUAUCACAAUGGACGUUCGCAUGGAACUCAUACUCCAAAUGCCCCGUUUACGAUCUACAUCUGGAAACUAAUGAAGGUGAUUCUGAAAGCUGCACAAACAGUGCGGAAAGCUGCACGAUGAACUGCUUGAAGCUGUACAAGGCACAAACAGUCAGCAUCCACUUCACUUCUGUGGACGAAGUGACCAUCAGUGGAGCCGCAUCAAUACCCAUAAAACGAAGCAGACAACUUCAGGGAGGUGACCCCAUCCGGAGGCAGAUCACGUUGGGAUGGGACCACACGAGGAAGCAGACCACGUUAGCUAGAGGAGCACGUCCCGUAGGCAGUACAG
This is a messenger RNA of Hyalella azteca, 1756 nucleotides long. RefSeq lists its product as uncharacterized. The record is from RefSeq and is a predicted model, not a curated record. The transcript is spliced from 8 exons. The annotation marks the transcript as partial. NCBI's taxonomy places the organism in Eukaryota, Metazoa, Arthropoda, Malacostraca, Amphipoda, Hyalellidae.